ACUCUCACAAAUCACAAUGGAUCCCUGCCCUUUCCUGCGGAUUGUCAUCGCCAAUUUGGCCCUCAAAUUCCCCCCCAACUCACACCCCCCUUCCUCCUCCCACUACUGCAAAAUCAAAUUCGAAGGCUUCCCCACUCAAUUCGCCGACGUCUCGCUCCACGCCGACGCCCUCGACAGCAGAGUCCACGGCUGUUUCCUCUUCAGCAAGCCGGAGCUCGAGAAAUUAGCGGCCAAAUCGACCAGAUUCUCGUCUCUGAAGAUCGAGAUUCACCGGCGGGGCGGCCGAGGCUGCGGAUUCGGCAAGCUGCUUGGCUAUGCGGUGGUGCACUUGGAUUUGAGGGGUAUUCUCGAGGAUAUGGGCAAAUGCGUCAUCCAAAACGGGUGGGUCGCGGUCGGCGGGUCGGGUGUCAAGUUGCACCUCAAUGUGCGGGCCGAGCCCGACCCCAGAUUUGUCUUCUUGUUCGACGGAGAGCCCGAGUGCAGCCCGCAGGUUUUUCAGGUCAAUGGGAAUGUUAAACAGCCGGUUUUUACUUGCAAGUUCGGUUUGAGGAAUGCUACCGAGAGAUCUAGGUCUUCACUAUCAGAACCAAGCACCUCAGCAAGCUGCUUCGGCUCCGGCGGAAAGGGACAUCCCAUAAAAGAGAGAAAAGGAUGGUCCAUCACCAUCCACGACUUGUCCGGAUUCCCGGUUGCCGCAGCCUCAAUGGUGACGCCGUUCGUGCCAUCACCGGGAACAGACAGAGUGAGCCGGUCCAACCCUGGGGCGUGGCUGAUCCUGAGGCCGGGGCACAGCACGUGGAGGCCGUGGGGGCGGCUCGAGGCGUGGAGUGACGGCAACCGCCUAGGUUACCGCUUCGACCUCAUCCCUGACGGCGGCAUUGACGCCAUCACCCUCGCCAACUCCAGCAUCCCCACCAAGAACGGCGGGAAAUUCACCAUCGACGUCAACAGUGGGCCAACGCCAAUGACAAGCCCCAAUAACAGCUUCGACCUCAGCUCGGGGUCGGGUUCCGGGUCGGAUCUUGGCUCGGCGUUGGGUUCCGGGUCGUGGGCGCAUUUGUUGUACAGAGGGUUUGUGAUGUCGUCGACGGUGCAAGGCAACGGCAGGCCGGAGGUGGAAGUCGGGGUGCAACACGUGAGUUGCACGGAGGAUGCGGCGGCGUUCGUGGCGUUGGCAGCUGCGAUGGAUCUCAGCAUGGAUGCUUGCAGGCCGUUUUCAAGAAAGCUCCGCAAAGAGCUGCGCCAACCGGAUCUCGAAUAGGUCCGUACCCUCUUCAUUUCGGGUCGGAUCGGGUCUAUACCAUUUUGAAGUGUACAGUCAUCGGCAGCUAUUUGUUUUUUCUUCUUGAAUCAUUAUUUCCACUUUGUCAAUUCUUUUGUACAUGAACGAGAAAUUUUAAUUGAGCAACUAUUUCUUUGGAA
Messenger RNA from Salvia hispanica, 1422 nucleotides. RefSeq lists its product as uncharacterized. The record is from RefSeq and is a predicted model, not a curated record. Lineage: Eukaryota; Viridiplantae; Streptophyta; Magnoliopsida; Lamiales; Lamiaceae.